This is a messenger RNA of Cricetulus griseus (Chinese hamster), 1126 nucleotides long. The record is from RefSeq and is a predicted model, not a curated record. NCBI's taxonomy places the organism in Eukaryota, Metazoa, Chordata, Mammalia, Rodentia, Cricetidae.
UGCGACUUGACCCUCCUUGAGCGCUUCUGAUCCGCAUCGGCCUGGCUCACCUUGGCGUCUAGUCUCCAGCCCGGAGACCUAGGCAGCGGCAAAUCCGCGAUCCGAUUCCAGAGAGCGGAGUCUGAUCCAGAUCCCUCGGGUCUCGUGGCUGCCAGUGUGACCCUGGCAAGUCUCGCCAGCUGGGCCUCAACUUCCAUUGUGUGGACCAGAGGGUUCCAGGGUGGGAUGAGCGGUGUGAUUCACCCAUCCCGAGCCUUUGUGACUUUAUGGGCAGAGUGGCCACACGUUCCUGCUCCCUACAGGUCUUGGCCAUGAACGCCCCUGGAGGAAGGAGGCAGGAAGGUAGAAGGGCCCAUAGACCCCGGGAACAGGACCGAGAUGUGCAGCUGUCUAAGGCUCUGUCCUAUGCCCUACGCCACGGAGCCUUGAAGUUGGGACUUCCCAUGCGAGCUGAUGGCUUUGUGCCCCUGAAAGCCCUGCUGCAGCUACCUCAGUUCCACAGCUUCUCAGUGGAGGACGUAGAGCACGUGGUGGAUACCAAUGGAAAGCAGCGGCUCGCCCUACAGCCAGGCGAGCCCAGCACUGGCCCUCUUAUCAGGGCCAAUCAGGGCCACUCCCUACAAGUACCUGAGUUGGAGCUGAUGCCCCUGGAGACACCACAAGCCCUGCCUUUGAUGCUAGUCCAUGGUACAUUCUGGAAGCAUUGGCCAUCUAUUCUACUGAAGGGCUUGUCAUGCCAAGGAAGGGCACACAUCCACUUGGCCUCAGGGUUACCUGGGGACCCUGGUGUCAUCAGUGGCAUGCGUCCAAAUUGUGAAGUGGUGGUGUUCAUUGAUGGACCCCUAGCCCUGGCAGAUGGAAUCCCCUUCUUCCGCUCCGCCAACGGGGUGAUCCUGACUCCAGGGAAUGCUGAAGGCGUCCUACUUCCCAAGUACUUCAAGGAGGCCCUGCAACUACGACCGACCCGAAAGCCUCUCUCCUUGGCUGGUGAUCAAGAGACGGAGUAUCAGAGUGGCCCCAAGCACAGCUCCAGAGGAGGGAGAAGAAAGAUCCAACAAUAAAAUACUUAUUUAUUUAAAAAAAAAAUCUGAAAUUAGUCACAGAAAGAAAGUCCAGUUUGAAAUCA